Colletotrichum karsti is the source of this 441-nucleotide messenger RNA. RefSeq lists its product as uncharacterized. The record is from RefSeq and is a predicted model, not a curated record. The coding region runs from base 1 to 441 and encodes 146 amino acids. The transcript has 2 exons. NCBI's taxonomy places the organism in Eukaryota, Fungi, Ascomycota, Sordariomycetes, Glomerellales, Glomerellaceae.
AUGAAUCUCGUAGCAGCCAUCCUCUCCGCCAUGGCCUUCGCGUCCCUCGCCCACGCAGGCACCCAGGAUCCCUCCUGGUGCGCCGAGCCCGGCGACAGACCGGCCCACUGCGACCGCAGGACCCACGGCCUCAUGCUCUGGCCGCCGCACGGGAAAAUCCCCUUCUCUCGACGAUACAACCUGACCGUCGCCGACGUCCCCCGCGACGAGAUACCCGAGAUCUGCGACCGGUUGUGGUGGGGUUUGAAUCGUUGGGGUAUGACCUGCGACACGUGGAGUCACGGGGACAAGCCGUACUGCCGCGCGGCGUCGGACAACAGCACGACGCUGGAGUGGUGGUUCGAGACGUCGAUGUUGUGCGACCCGUGGAAGGUGCAUGGUGCUUGGUGGCAUGCGACGGAGAAUAAGUACGGCGGAGUCUGGUGCUGUAAACUUGAUUGA